AUUGGCUGAAAAAAAGUGCAGGGAAAACCGUAUGAGUCAAUUUAUACAUGAGGUGAUUGGAUGAAAGUGGGGUAUUUUUAAGUAUAAAAACUAAUUUAAAAAGUAACACUACAUUGUUUUCUGAAGAAAAUGAAAUAUUUCAUGAGUCUCUGUGAUAAUUUUGACUUGGAUAUUUGCAUUUAUAAAAAGUGUAUGUCAGUCCUGUGAUCAGCAGAAAAUUUCAAUGAAAUGGGGGGUAAUCCUCUUUGAAGUCAUUUUGCAAAAAAUUUGGUCGGCUACCCCUAUAUAACAGGAACAUUUUUAUGUGUCAGGCAUUUCAUUCUGCUAGAAAAAUUACCUCUUUAGCAUGAAAACUCAAUUUUAAGGUAGGAUUAGGGACCAUUUCUUAUAAUGUAAGUCUAUGGAAAUAUCAAUGUGAGUGUCUGACCAACAUGGCGAGCACUGAAGAGUGGCACACGGAAUCGCUCCGUUGUAUGAUCGCUGAACGAAUAAAUGAUGCAAAACAGAGUUCAUCAACUUCGAACGAACUGUCUUCAGAAGAACUAGAAAAAAAGUUGUUUGACCAAGCCAAGAGUAGGGAUGAGUAUUUAGUCCUUGUUUCCAAGUUGAUUAUACAGUUAAAAGGGGUCAAAGAUGAACAGCCUCCUAGUCUUGCCACUGAAGCUGUUUUGGUGAAAAGUGAAUCUCUUCCAGAUGACACCCCAACAAUAAAAGGAUAUGAUUUUAACAAGGGAGUUGACUACCACAAGCUUUUACAAUCAUAUGCACGGUCAGGGUUUCAAGCUCAAAACUUCGGCAAGGCAGUGGAGGAAAUCAACAAAAUGAUUGAUUGUAAACUAAAAUGUGUUGCCAAGGAAAACUUGAAGGAUUUAAACCUGCAUCCCACUGGUCGUCCACAGACUAACUGUACUAUAUUUCUUAGUUACACAUCCAAUCUCGUGUCAGCUGGUGUAAGGGAAGUCCUUAAAUAUCUGGUACAACAUAAUAUGGUGGACUGUAUCGUUACCACAGCUGGAGGUAUUGAGGAAGACUUUAUAAAAUGUAUGGCCCCGACUUAUGUGGGCGAUUUUUCACUUAGGGGCAGAGAACUUAGGGAUAAAGGUAUAAAUAGGAUAGGCAAUCUGCUAGUUCCGAAUGACAAUUACUGCAAGUUUGAAGACUGGUUGAUGCCAAUACUGGACAAAAUGCUGGAAGAACAGAAGGAAAAGAAUGUCCUGUGGACUCCAUCCAGAAUGAUAGAUAGACUGGGCAAGGAGAUUAACAACCCAGAUUCUGUGUAUUAUUGGGCACAUAAAAACAACAUUCCAGUCUAUUGUCCAGCUAUCACAGAUGGUUCACUAGGAGAUAUGAUCUACUUUCAUUCCUAUAAAAACCCUGGACUGGUUCUAGAUCUUGUACAAGAUAUUCGAGGUGUAAACAGUAUAGCUGUACAGUCAGUGAACACCGGUAUGAUCAUUCUGGGAGGCGGAGUUAUAAAGCAUCAUACAUGCAAUGCUAAUCUUAUGAGGAAUGGUGCAGAUUUUGCUGUAUAUUUAAACACUGCAUCAGAGUUUGAUGGCAGUGACUCAGGUGCAAGCCCAGAUGAGGCAAUAUCCUGGGGUAAAAUAAAGAAGACCGCAAAUCCUGUAAAGAUCUGUGCCGAGGCCACUCUUGUGUUUCCUCUACUGGUGGCUGAGUCCUUCGCUCGCAGACAACAGGAAUUCCUCGAUUUUUCCUCGAAAGAAAAGAAAGAGAAUAAUGUGGACAGCUUUGAAAUUAUUAAAUGACACUAGAAAUACAUUUAAUAUAUGUGCAUAGGCGAAACCAUAUCUGUGAUAUCAGUAAGACAGUGAUUAAUAAUGAGAAAUUUUAAUCAAACAAUCUAUCAUUUUACCCCACUAAAUAAAGUUGUCGGGUCGGUGUAUGUAUUAAAAUAGGACGGAUCAUCAGAACAUCAGUAUUGAAUGUCAAAGUUUGAUUUACUUGAAAAAUACAACUUGAACCCCUUAAUGAAAGCCUCAAGUGCUUGAAAACGCCUCUUAAUCUUUUCUUGAAGUUCCAAAAGGUAGAAAUAGCUAAAUCUUUUGGUUUAAACAUAUUUAUUUCAGCUCGAUUAUGAAACAAGUUCUUGCAACUUAUAUUAAUCACUUUCGAGUCUGCUUCCUAGAACCAACCAGUACUGGUGUCAUAUGAAGAAACAUGGUCGUGACCCGAGUAGGGCUCGAACCCAUGAUCUCUGGAUUGAGAGGCAGACACCUGAACCACCGCUUAAUCUUUUAACUUGUAUCAAGUUUAAAAUAUGUAUUUUGGUUAGUGAUAACUUUCCAUCAUAAUGUCUUUUUUCUAUUUAAUAGCUACUUGCACUAGUAACCAUUUGGAAUGAUCAAACUAUAUUGCAAUAGAUUUAAUAUAUGA
Molecule: messenger RNA, 2394 nt
Organism: Ruditapes philippinarum (Manila clam)
Lineage: Eukaryota; Metazoa; Mollusca; Bivalvia; Venerida; Veneridae
Product: deoxyhypusine synthase-like
Exons: 11
Coding region: 432-1766 (444 amino acids)
Biological process (GO): peptidyl-hypusine biosynthetic process; regulation of DNA-templated transcription
Cellular component (GO): cytoplasm
Molecular function (GO): transcription coregulator activity; deoxyhypusine synthase activity
Source: RefSeq, a predicted model, not a curated record